Messenger RNA from Frieseomelitta varia, 1756 nucleotides. RefSeq lists its product as uncharacterized. Gene Ontology annotation, cellular component: extracellular region. The coding region runs from base 219 to 551 and encodes 110 amino acids. The transcript has a single exon. Gene Ontology annotation, molecular function: chitin binding. NCBI's taxonomy places the organism in Eukaryota, Metazoa, Arthropoda, Insecta, Hymenoptera, Apidae. The record is from RefSeq and is a predicted model, not a curated record.
AAACGUAUAACGUUCGCUGCAAUUAUCAUUGCCAGCAAAUUACAAAAAGAGGAAGUCUUUAGAAAUUAUAGAGGAGAAGAAUUACAAAAAGAGCUGUUGGCUAGAUAUCCGAUGUCCCCUCGGAAGGUACAAUCGAGUGCAAAGAUAGAUAAAGUUGAAGUGAUAACUUAGUCGACCGUCGACCAAUUGAUCUUUUAUAUUAUGUCUCUGUGCGACUUAUGGUAUGUCUCUGUGCGACAGCUCUGUGCAACGACGACGCGAACGGGAACGUUCCCCUGGGCAAGUCCUGCAACCGUUACUGGCAGUGUCAAGGCGGUUAUCCACGGCUGCAGAGAUGUCCAGCGAUGCUGGUGUUCGACCGGAGGUCGCUGAGGUGCGUGGUCCCGCCGACCGAGGACUGCGACGUGCCCACAACGCCGCCGAGCCUCGAGGGCGACCUGCCCGAGGGACGAAACGAACAGGAGCCAGAGGAGGAGAACCUCCCGCCUGGUGUUCCGCCGCUGCCAGCCGGCGCGCUGCCGAUCUCGCUUCGAGCUCGUCCCAGAAACUAGAUUAUCCAAUUCUAUUUCUUGCUUCUCGACGAUGAAUCGCAACGUCCUGGACUGCAUCCGACGCGCGCGGAACGUGUAACGUAUGUACAUGUGCAGGCGUCUAAAAUAGAAAAAUGGAAAAGUUGUUGUUAAACGAUCAUCGUUUUAUCUGAGGAUUACCACUUACAAUGGGUUACGCUUGAAUUGAACGGAUUGGUCGUUCUCAGAGUUUGAGACGAGCAAGACUGCAGCUUUCAAUUUGUCCUAGGUUCUGAGAAACUGGGUUUAUUAGGUAUUUUUAGCAACGUCCGCGCCUUUCAAUCAACUGUUUAAUUAACGUGGCUUUUGUAACAAACGGACCGAUGAUGUUAAAGCGUGACUUGGUACGAUCAAAUGUUCGUUGAAGAAGAAAAAGUAAAGUAGAAUCAAUACCACAGAGUACGUACUCUGCUCCAAAGCAAUUUGAAAACUAGCCUUUGAACUUUGAUUUUGCAACGUCGUCCGAAUAUUCACACGUAACAUACACAUGUAACCUCGUGUUCGUACGUUACACAUUGUGCGCGUAGAGAAUGCAGCCUAGGAACCUCGGUUGAAUGAAAAUUACUACACGUGAGAAACACGCGGCUCGUGGAAAACUCGUUGCGCCGAGUCUCAAAGCGAAUGGAGGUCUGAGUCGUAGUUACUUGGCCAGGGAACCAGGUGAUUUACCAAUUAGGUACCGAUGUUACGUAUUAUACAAUCGGUAUUGUGGCUCUCGAGGAUACAACAGAGAUCGCACGAGGGCAAGCAAUGUUGUUAAACAUACUCCUUUAUGCGUACUCACAGCUUCGUUAGAAAGUACUGCUACUUCCUGGGAUCUGAAGUGAUCUGGAUGUUUCACUUUUAUCUAUCUCGUUCACCACUUUCUUUUCGUUUCUUUCUCCAUGAUCGAGAUGAUCGGUUUCGUUGAAAAAAGGAUGCAGGUAAGGAUGAUUGUACACUCUUUGAUUAUCGCUCACUUUAAGCAUUCUCUCGGUGAACCAUUCGUUCUCUCUCUCUCUCUCUCUCUCUUUCUUUCUCUCUCAUUCUUACAGUCAAAGUGUAAAUAUUCUCUCUUGGACAUUCUCACAUUCUCUCCUUCCCCCUCCUGUCCCGAAUUCUAUAAGCAUCUACAUAUGUAUUGAAACGUUCACACUUGUACGAAUGUAGACUCGUUGAAAUAAAGUAUACGUUGUAUAUUUUUUGUA